AUGGCUUCGGCAUAUUUCAAACUUAAAAUAUUACAACAAAGACGCUUUGUAGAAAACUUAUCGAAAACCGAAAAAUUGCUGCAGCCAAACAACUUGAAAACUAAUUAUUUAAUUCCGCCUGAUACUGUUCAUAAAUGCAGAGUCUGUUUGGAAAGAGGCACUAAACCAAUUUAUGGCAGUCCAACACUGCCCGAUAUUUCAGCAUCCUUACAGCUGUUUGGUGGGAUUAAAAUUAAGAAAACUGAUUCUUUUUCUAAAUAUGUAUGUGAAUGUUGUUACUCAUUUCUGCAAUUCGCCGUUACAUUCAGGGAAAAGGCAUUAAAAUCAGAUUUAAUGAUGCAGCAAGGAUUAUUAGAUAAUGGAAUUAAAGAGUCAAUUUCAGAAAAUAUUGGUAGUGUAAAUAAAGAAUCACAAGAUUUAGGCAAGAAGUUAUUUAGCUGCAAAACUUGUAAGCAAUCCUUUCACAGUUUGAGCACAUACACACAGCAUAAAAAUUCUAAAGAGCAUAGAAGUAUACGAGUCCAGUGCCCCAUUUGUUAUGGAUUACUUACUCCUCAUUUGUUUAAGAAACAUUUAGCCCGUCACAAAACCACUUCUCAUCUUGUUUGUCAUAUAUGUGGUAAACUUUACCGUAAAGAUAAUCUAGUCAGGCAUCUUCAACUACACAGUUUUGUUUUACCAUACCAUUGCAAAUUAUGCCCAUACCGUGGGCGUUUUAUGGAAUCUCUUAAGUUGCACAUGAGAACCCACACAGGAAACAAACCUUUUUCUUGUGAUAAAUGUCAAUUAUGUUUCUUGACCCGUAGCAACUUAAAUAGACAUUUAUUAACACACAAAAAAAAUAAGCCAUUGAAAUGCAUAGAAUGUGCUCGAGGAUUCUACCUGAAACAUGACAUGGAAUUACAUUUUAAAAGUGAUCAUGCAGGUAUUAAAGAUUUUGCAUGUAGGAUAUGUGAAAAUAGGUUUGGAACAAGAAAAGCAUUAUUGAGGCAUGAAAUAAGAGCUCAUAAAAGAAGCAAGAUGGCAAAAGGUCGCUUACCAUUAUACUUACAGGCAGAAUAUAAAACUUAA
Molecule: messenger RNA, 1071 nt
Organism: Parnassius mnemosyne (clouded apollo)
Lineage: Eukaryota; Metazoa; Arthropoda; Insecta; Lepidoptera; Papilionidae
Source: the annotation of a GenBank genome assembly